UGUGUGUGCGCGGAGCAGCGUCUGGCGCGCGCGGAGCGGACUGCGAGACGCGGCACGUAGGACGAGUCGCCAGCAGCUCGUUAUCUCCGUCUCGCGGGCGAGCAAGGACUUGGCCAGCCGCGCCGUGUGGCCCGUGUCCGGAGCAGGAAGGGGACCCUGCCGCUAUCACCGUAUAUCGGUGCUACGUCAGUGUGUGCGCGCUCGCUCGCCUUUAUCGCCACAAGUGCUGGCGCCCCGGCUGCGCUUCAGUGAACGCGACAGCUCCGUGGCAGGCUGGUAUUGUGCGCGACCGACGUGCAAAGUGCAUCACAGCUGGAAGUGAACAGUGAAAGACAAGUGCUAACAAGUGAAGUUACAGUGGUUGUCGAACAAAAAAAAAAAAAGGAACAGUGUAGUGUCGACUGUGUUGGAAUUUCCCGAGCUCGCUGGCGAGCAAUCCACAGUGCGAUAAAAAAAAAAAUUACACUGACCGGUGUGUUGUAUAGUCUCGUAUCCCCUGUGACGACAGAUGCUGGGCGAGACAAGUGCGUGACAAAUAACGGUUCCGUCUGCCGUCGCUUCUGGGAACUUUGUACCCACACACGUACUGCCUAGGAUAUACACACGUACACAGUCAUCGCUCUACUCCCAGCGAGCCACGACUCCACGAAAAAGGUGUCGCGGGCACGGCGAGAGCGAGUGGUGUCCAGCCCCUACGCCUCCAGCAGCAGCCGCCCCCAGCCUCCGCCCCCAGCAGCUGCCACGGCUGCGCAGCCAACAUGAAAGUGAACCAGACUCCCGACGACCAGCUGCCGCUCAUGUUCGGCAGCAGUGGAACGCGCUUCGGCUCCAAGUCGCGGCCGACCAUGAUCUCCGCCAAGUACCGGCUCAAGGAGGAGCGCCGUAAGGUGCUCAAGAUAUCUAUCGGCAAGCUCAAGAAGAUAGAGGACCCCGAGAGCUCGCUGAGGCGUUCUGUGCUCAUCAACAACACAGUCAAGCGGUUACAGAAGGAGGCACGCGAGGAGAAGAUGAUGAAGCAGCAGGUGCUGUACAACACUACCAGUAGCUGUUUCCUGGACGAUCCGGAUCCAGUCACGGCUUCAGCGCCGACAGCAACUACUACGACAACUCCCACGCUGACGGAAGCUCCUGUCGUGUCACCUCUGACAACCGGUGUCGUGGACCCACUGGUAACCCCAGCUUCCCCAGCUUCCCUCGCAGUAGUCGGCACUGUGACUACCGUACCGUCCCCGAGUGGUGUCGAUCCGUCUUCGGCCUCGAUCACUUCCGUCGGCAGCAUAUCCGGUACCUCGGCAACGGCGCCGACUGACAGCCGGAAGAGGCCACUCCUGGAGGACGACUGCUGUGACGUACUCAGCCAGUUCUACAUGCCACCCACACCACGCAUGCUCACCUCUAUCGACGACGAGGACGAAGAUGACGAUGUCGUGGUCAACGUGGUGGACGUCGAGCCGCAGUCGGCGGACCCCGCGGCUACGGCUACCGGGACGUCAGCCGCACCUACCGGUGACCCCACUUCGAGCCCCGCCACCUCUCCGGUCAACUCCCGGGAGCUGUGCAGUCCCGCACCGGCAAAGAGGCCCAAGUUCGAGGUGGCCAUCGAGGUGCCGGACCCGGCCACUGCGGAACUGGAAAGGCGACUCUUUUCGUGCGGGGGUGACGACUUGCGGAACAGCACGUGCUGCUGGUCCGCGACCACCGGCGUCCCCAGGGUACCCGCGCCGCACGCCGACGAUCUGCGGCUCAGGUUUGCCGACAGCUCAAGGCCCGCGUCCUCUGGCAACUGCACCGAGUCCUCGGCAGCAGAACAGCAGCAACAGCAACAGCAGCAGCAACCGCAGCAGUACUCUUGUGGGCACGCGUCCAUUUUCGGAGAGAUCCAGUCUGUCGUCUUCCACAGCUUGAUCGCCUCACUCGAGUCAUAACGGCGAAACUCUGGUGACGUGGAAUUCGGUGGCAGCCCGAGUGACUGUCAUAGAGAACUGUUCUGACGGUUGCUGUGUUGUAUUGGACUCCUUUGAGACUGCACCUACUCCACAGAAAAGAAAAUUUGAUGUGCCGUUUGCAAAGGCCACGUGCACGUAAGUGGAGCAGGGUCGUUUGGCAAGCUAGAAAGUGUCUUUCGAACAGAUACAACUGUCGACAACUGUGGAAAGCCGAUACUCGAGGGGACGUGUGAGACCGAACUCUCGUGUACAGUGCUGAGCUAUGUGAUGCGGAGUUUGGUUAGUCUCCUUCCUGUAGUGAAUUUCCUACACUGUAACAUUAUUUGUCACAAAUAUUGUGGGGUGGAUUGAACGGGAGAGAAAAACACGUCCACAUAAAUAGCCUGGUGGUUAGGUAUUGACUUCCAAGUGGUUAACAUUUGGAUCUUGUCGAUACUGUGCUCCAAAAAAAUGAGAUAAAAACUAGCGGCCCUUGUCUAGAUCUUCUGUGAAAUCACCACUGUCACACCUUUCCCAAUUUUAUUUUAUCCUUUUGACAUAUUGGGAUUAGAUAAAAAAAAUACUGUGGUGGGCACAGAAUGUUAAAGGCAACUAAGUCAAUAGCAGUUUAGUUAAUGAAGGAAAGACUUCUUUAUAGAACAUUUAAAGGAAAUUGGUUUGGGACGUUCUUGAGACAUUUUGUGGACGAAACAGGCUGUGUAAUGUACAUAAAUGAUAUAUAUAAAAUAUAUAUAUAUAUAUUUUAAAUUGUUCCACAGUUCUAAGAACUAUGUCUAAACAGCCUGACUGUGCUGCUAGAAAGGCAGACUUUUUUUUUUUUUUAGAAAUCAUCGUGUCAUAUGUCAGUGUUCAUAAAGAGUGAGGAAGAAAGUAUGUUUGAGGGGCCGAAUACAAUGCAUUUCAUCUAAAGAAAAUGAGAUAUAUGGAUUUAAUAAAGGCUCAGUAUCUACAUAUUAACUUGCACUUGAUUUACUGUGCUCACUGUAGUGUCUUUCUACGAUAGAUUUUCCGGAUACUGUUUCAUCUGUUGGAAAAUCUUCUGAUAAAUGGUAGGAGCACAUUUAUCAUAGCUUUCCUUUUUCACACAGUCUGUCAAAUCAUAAAUUGUCUUUCUCUAAGGAGUUCCAGAAGUGCGCACUGUAGGCAAUGGGGAGCAAUUGGUCAUUACUUGCACAUUGCUGUUGUACUCCCUCAAUGAACACAGUAAUAUUCUUUUUCUUUUUUUUAAAUCUCUGUCGAAUGAUGCAGGCACUACCAUGAUUGUGCACUUUAAUAUUAUGAUUAUUUUUGUUGGUAUCUACUGGCACUAGGAAAUCAAAAUUUUUGUGGCAUUGUGUGUAUUAUUAAGAUAACAAAACAGUUUCCCUGGGCUCCUUUAGUGAAGUGGCUGUAUCUUUCAUGUAGAAUGAGAACAUGCAGUUUGUCUGCAGGCUGUAGCUAAUAUUUCUCCUACGAAGUUAUCUGCUCAUAUAAAGACUGUAUGAAGAAAAAUAAAAAAUCAACUAUUUAUUUUCAAAAACCGAGCUUUUCGUAGAUCGCUAUUUGUGCUAUGUAAAACUGUGGUUUAUUGAAAGUACUAGUUCUGAAACUAGCACUUAAUCCUUCUUAUCUGAAUGAGCUAUUUUUUACUACCAUUAUAGAUCAAUAUAUAUAUCAUAAACAUACUAACAUCUCGGUAUUAUUUUGGGUAUGCGAUGCUCACAGCUGCCAGAGUGUUAACUAUUGUUGGUGAUGCUAAAUGUUGUAAUGUGUUCCACUGAGAAUUGUUAUUAGAUAUUUUGCCGUAUCUAUUAGGAGUGUUGAUGGAAAUGUCCCACAUAACAUUCUAUUCGUACAUAUUUGGCAUUUAGUGUACCCGAUAAAAUUGAGUUCAUGCGUCAUUUGUAUUGAGUGCUAUUGACCUGCAGUCUUUGUGACUUCCAUAUUGUUUCCAUAAUACUACAAAUUGUGUCACUGUAGCAUGGUUCUGUUAAACAAAUUGUGUUGGUCAUAUUAUCAGUAGGUGUUCAAAAAUAUAAUGAGUGUAUAAAAUUUAUUUUGAGGAUUUCUUUGCUUUAUUUAAUUUUUUGUGUAGAAAAAUAAGAAACUUAAUGUAGAUUCAGAGAACUGCUGAGUACAAUGUACAGAAAGGCUUCUUAGACACCCCAAACUAUAUAUCCCAAUCAAGGAACAGAUCGAUCCACUAAGUAAUAAUCAGUGUUCAUUUUGUGGGUUCACACAGAAGACCAAUAUGUCAGGGACCAUUCGAAUAUUUUUGAAAUCAUUAUCAUGAAAUUUAGAUAUAUCUAGUAUAUUUGGUAUCGGAUGCUUAAAAUGAUCUGCUACAAAACAGUUUCAGAGUUUUAUAAUUAUCGCCCAAAAUAUGUAUUUGUGGAACACUUCCUUCAACACUUCUCUCCAUUGAGAUCUCGACUUAGCUAUUUGACACAGCAUUUCUUGUGGGAUGCCAAAACAAAUAAUACUGACAUGUAAAAACCUGUAUAUGUAACAUUUUUGUCAAAGUGUGUCUGUGAUAUUCUAUAACCAUCUUUAAUUCUAUUAUGUCAGUCUGGGUGAUGUCUUGUACUUGGCAGUCAAUGUAAGAGACAUGCCAGUCAUAACCACAGCACAGUUGCAGAUAAGUCUAAUUGUUACCAUUAUUGUUUUGAAACAUCAGUGUAAAGAAAGGAAUACACUGAAUUAGUACUUCUACCACUGCUGUCAAAGCAGUAACGUAGUAUCCGUUCUCAAACUGCAGAAUUUUUGUGCUUUUCAACUCAACAAAGCUGUGAUAAAUACAAUUAUUUUUACUGCAGUUAUUUAAUUCAAAUAAUUUACAGUAGAUACUGACUAGACACCAGGUUUUUUGUUUAGAUGAAUAUUGUCUGAUCCCAUCACCCAGGUCUGUGUCCUUUUUUUGUACGGUGAAUGCAAGUGAAUUAUGACGGAAAAACCUAUACUUUGAACAGCUUCGUACAUUUAAAACUGACACAUCAUUACUUUGCAACAUCAGCAGCGACAAUCUGUUGCAGCCACAUGUGACUUUGCAGAUAUUUUUAUUUAUUUUUGCAAAAGGCUGAUUUAAAUGGUUCUACUGCAAUACCAACACUAAAGCAUCAUCAUUAUGUGAACAUUUUCUUCUUAUUGCCUAUAUUUCUCUCUAAUAAGUGUCAAUUUCCAGUAUUUAAAGCUUUGUAAAAUUAGGCAUUGAAAUUAGCUGUGAAGCAGUAGCAAUUGCUGAGGGACAAAGAGGUCAAACCAGGAACAAGGCAAAACAUGGCAUCACCAUGAAAUGAGUGCAUCAUCUAAGCAAAAUGCCUCAUUUCCUGUUGCAGCAGGUCACUUAUGCAUGUCUCUGCUCACAACUUUAUCUCGGCUUUAGACAUUUCAACAGUUUAUGAACAACUAAAAAUAUUCCAAGUGCCUUUUUUGAUAAAGAUAUACAUAUAUAAAUGUGAAGUAUGUACACUGGUGUGUACAUAUAUAUCUAUACAAAUAUAUACAUAUAUAAAGUGUUUUGGGGAACAAAACUUAAGACGAAUAAUUCAUUGGGUUGCAUCCUCUUUGUCUUUCACUGCACUAUCAUUGAAAAUCAAAUGUGUACGCUUUUGUAGAAUUCAUAGAAACGCCGUGCAUUUUGUAAUAACAGUGUGAAAACGAAUAUCUAAACGUGUAAGAUUUGUGUAGAAAAUUUUCCCAUUGUUACAAUUCAGUGUUGUGAUAGAAAGGUUCAAUUUUUGUGGCAGCUAUAUUUUUUAGUUGAAAGCUUUUUCAGAUAGAUAUGACAGAUUGAUAUAAAUUUAUGUACCCAUGAUGCCUACAUCAUAAUUUUUUACUUCAUUGAUUUUAUAAGCAAUGAGAAAAUUUACAGAUACAUCAGCCUAAAAUUAUUUUAACUGACAUUCUGAACAACAAACAUUUACAAAGAACAACACUGUAAGUAACCAUCUACUCAAAUAUUCCUGGAAUUCUGUGUGAUGGACUGAUUGAUAGCGGUGGAUUAGGUGGAAGUUACCAUUUCAUUUACUUUUCAAACAAAACAGCACACAAAACUUUAUUCAAAUAAAUUCCUUCAUAUUAUUUCCAUCACAACACCAAAAUAUGCACUUAAGUGAAAAUUUGUUUCAUUCAAUGUUUCCAAAAGGAAAAAAUUCUCACAUCUGAGUUUGUUAAUCAUCAUAUGACAAUAGAUUCUUUCACACAUUCAUAAGGAUAUUGUCUUAUUUGUAGACCUUAACUGGUCAUGACUUGGCUUGAAUUUUGGUUUAAGAUUAUUCAGAAUGACUCCAUACCUGAUUGCAAAUGGUUUCAUUCUUGUAUAUUUUUCCUGUUACUUCUUAAUUUCAUGUACUCUGUCUUAGUUGUGCCUGUACAUUUUUGCAAAUAUUGUAAAAAGCAUGAGCAAGUCUUAUGUAAAAAAAAAAAGAAGAAGAUUCAGUUUCUGUAUGAUUCAUUUAGGUGAACUGUUUUAUGUAUAGAGUGAUGUAUUUCGAUCUUAAGGUAGUUGUUUCAGUUAUUGUCAUACCUGAUAAUAGUCCUGUGAAACAAGAUUGGCAUUGUUUCGAUCACUUAUAACCCGUUUUCUUUCUGUCGGUUGUGAAAAUUACAUGUUUUUGUUCAUAUGCUAUGACAUUUAAGUUCUUAUUUAAAACACUAAAUAUCUGUCUUUGAAAAGUGGGUAAAUAUAUGUUUUUGCACAACGAGCUUAACAAAAAAUGGACAUGCUGAAGAAUACUCCAUCAAACAGGGCAUUCAAAACGAAACCAUCAAUGAAAGUAACAAAGUUAUUAACAAUGAAACAGGAACUCGCUGCUCUUAUGGCUUCUCAGAAAUUACACAGAAACAGAAAUAUUUUGUCUGCAAUGUGCAAUUAUCUAUUGUCUGCAGAAUAAAAUGGUACAAUGAAUAUAGAACAUUAACAAAAACUAUAUAUAUAUCUAUGUCUCUGUAAGAGCAUUUUGAAAUGACAUUGGACUUCACAGAAAUGAUUCAACCAUGUUCUCCAUCGAACUACAGCAAAUUUGUAUGACAAUGUUCAAGAGAGUUGUUUUAUUGUUAUUGUUAUUGGGAUCUGUUAUGCAAAUUUUAUGUUUACAGUGUAUAAAAUUUGUGUUAUACUUUCAUCAAAAUUAUUAAUGCAGCAGGCACAAAUAUCUGAUCAGUACAGUUCAGAUUUUGCUGGGAGUAGAAAGAGAGAAACCUAACUUUUUGAUUGGAAAACUACGUGAUCCCUGAAUAAUAUGUGCUUAAUACUUUCAAUAUGUUUUUUUAUUUGCAACAUACAUAACAUACAGAUAUAUAUAUACACAAACAUACAUAAAAUAUAUAUACCUAUAGAUAUGUACCAAAAUAUGAGGUU
Molecule: messenger RNA, 7284 nt
Organism: Schistocerca piceifrons (Central American locust)
Lineage: Eukaryota; Metazoa; Arthropoda; Insecta; Orthoptera; Acrididae
Product: flocculation protein FLO11
Exons: 4
Coding region: 759-1925 (388 amino acids)
Cellular component (GO): nucleus
Molecular function (GO): transcription regulator activity
Source: RefSeq, a predicted model, not a curated record